CAGUGAAGUGGUCUCAUGCUCUUCCUUUGCUUCAUUUGUCCGUUCCAGACAGUCCAAUUUGUGCAGGGCAUUUUUGUGGAGAAGUACGACCCCACAAUAGAAGACUCCUACAGAAAGCAAGUCGAGGUCGAUGGACAGCAAUGUAUGCUUGAAAUCCUGGACACGGCUGGAACGGAACAAUUCACAGCAAUGAGGGACCUGUACAUGAAGAAUGGCCAAGGCUUUGCUUUGGUGUACUCCAUUACAGCGCAGUCAACAUUCAAUGACCUGCAGGACCUCCGGGAACAGAUCCUGCGAGUAAAGGACACUGAAGACGUGAGUGUUGGUCUCUUAAAAUGCUUUUUUUGUUCACACA
This is a messenger RNA of Monopterus albus (swamp eel), 355 nucleotides long. Its product is annotated as ras-related protein Rap-1b-like. The record is from RefSeq and is a predicted model, not a curated record. The transcript is spliced from 3 exons. Gene Ontology annotation, molecular function: GTPase activity; GTP binding. Gene Ontology annotation, cellular component: membrane. The annotation marks the transcript as partial. NCBI's taxonomy places the organism in Eukaryota, Metazoa, Chordata, Actinopteri, Synbranchiformes, Synbranchidae. Gene Ontology annotation, biological process: signal transduction.